Messenger RNA from Rhinolophus ferrumequinum (greater horseshoe bat), 1573 nucleotides. It is a transcript of the gene TMEM219, whose product is annotated as transmembrane protein 219. The transcript has 9 exons. The coding region runs from base 642 to 1433 and encodes 263 amino acids. The record is from RefSeq and is a predicted model, not a curated record. NCBI's taxonomy places the organism in Eukaryota, Metazoa, Chordata, Mammalia, Chiroptera, Rhinolophidae.
GAGGCGUCGCGGGGCGGCGGUCGGGAGAGGUGAGGCGCGCGCUCUCGUUCGCAGGACCGGGGCCGCCGGAGGGAAGCGCCCGGCCACCUGCCCGAUGUGGACAGCGACGUCCCCGCCUCCUGGCUGGGUUUCGGCUCUCAAGGCGCUGAGCGGGCAUGAAGGGGACACUGAGGCCCGUAGAGGGCACUGGGCGAGUUUCCCACCCGCCAACCCCGAGCACCUGGACCGACGGAGGAGCGCUGUGGACAGAGCGCCCGGGGACGCUCUCCAAGGAGGCUGCGAAAACGCACAACUCCAGCCGAGUCCGGAUGUGUUCCUGGUGGCCUUUGGCUGGAGGGCCUUGUCUGAAAUGGGGGAUCCAUGGAGAUGAGCUGAAACCCUCACUGCUGGGACUCUCGUAAUAACGGGUACAUCUGAGACCGCCUUGUGUCUAACUGGGGUGCCGUCCUGCCCAUGAUUUGGAGACCGCCCCUGUGCCACGAGGGAGACGGAGCAAGGCGUCCACGAGAACAGCACAAAGCCCUUCCCGUUUCUGUGACCUUUCUCUUGGUUAAGCAUUCACCUGUAAACUUUUGACCGUCUUCCAGAGUUCUGCAGAAGUUCCAAAAUUGCUUUGGCUGGUGGACUAGGCGCUGGCAUCGAUGCAUCGCUUCCCAAGGAGAGUCCUUCGAAGCAGGCUCUCCGUGGAGGCCCGGACCCCUCUACUCCCCAUGGGCAGCUGCCAGGCAGGGCACAACCUGCAUUUCUGUCUGACCCACCACCCCCCUCUGGUCUGUGCCGCUCUGAUCCUGCUGCUUCUGGGCCUUUCUGGCCUGGGCCUUGGUGGUUUCCUGCUCACCCCCAGGACGACCCUGCGUAGCCCUGACAUUCCCCAGGACUGGGUCACCUUCUUGAGAUCUUUCGGCCAGCUGACCCUGUGCCCUGUGACUGAGCCAGUCACAGGUCAGUGGCAUGGGUCUCACGUCGUGGGCUUGGUGACCACCUUGAAUUUCGGAGAUGGUCCAGACAGCAACAAGACCCAGACAUUCCAAGUCCAGGUCCAGGGUAGUCAGAUGGGAUUGAAAGGGUCUUCUGCAGAAAAGGUGGUCCUCGUUACAGCCCAGGUGACCGCAGAAAAGACCCCCAAAACCUGCCUGUAUUUCAGUGCCGAUGCAGACCUCCUGCCCUCCAGCCAGCCACCCAUCUCCUGCUCUGAGGAGGGAGCUGGAAAUGUCACCCUGAGCCGUAGGAUGGCCGAGGAGUGUGUCAGCGUCUGGAGCCAGGAAGGCCUUGUGCUCACCAAGCUGCUCACCUCGGAGGAGCUGGCUCUGUGUGGCUCCAGGCUGCUGGUUUUAGGCUUCUUCCUGCUUCUUAUUUGUGGCCUUCUCUGCUUUCUCUCUGCUGUUUGCUUCCAUCCACGCCGGGAGUCCCACUGGUCUAGAACCCGGCUUUGAGGGCACUGGCCUUCAUCCUCUCUUGUUCUCAGGUAUGAAUCAACUUCUUGGGCCUUAGUUCUGAGUUGGAAGAGAUGUGACAAAAAGUGGAGAGCUGGAAUGUGGGGUGCGGGGGGAAAUAAAAGGCUGUUUCGCCCAGU